This is a messenger RNA of Ananas comosus (pineapple), 2159 nucleotides long. RefSeq names its product pentatricopeptide repeat-containing protein At1g07740, mitochondrial-like. The record is from RefSeq and is a predicted model, not a curated record. NCBI's taxonomy places the organism in Eukaryota, Viridiplantae, Streptophyta, Magnoliopsida, Poales, Bromeliaceae. The transcript has a single exon. Bases 530 to 2023 code for a protein of 497 amino acids. Gene Ontology annotation, molecular function: protein binding.
UCCCUGUAAUCAAUCAGAAGAAAUCCAAAUGAGAGGUUUCUUGGCGGCACCACAAGAAUCAGAUCUGAUUCUUACAUUCAUUCUGAUAAGAUAAUGGGAAGAUCACAAAAGCAACAAGAAGUGUAGAAAACAGAGCAGGUAAGAUUUAGCCCUGAAAACACUGAAAUAUAUGAUCUUCUCGGCUUCUCCCCAUUACUGAAUUGGCGUUUACAUCACAUCCAAAAUAUAACAUAUUUUUUACAUGGUUAUGCAAUGGGAUAACCUUACAUCUCGUCUUCUCGAAAUCUUUGGAGAAGAGCAAAUAUUGAAAAAUGAAAGGUAAUAGAACAAUGGAGUAUAGAAAGCCCUGUAACAAAAAAGUUCUUUAGGCUGUAUUUAUUUAGAAGGAUAGAACAAAAGCUAAUUGCCCUACUGUUCCACUUCUCUGAGGCAUUUCAACAAUCAAUUGGUAAGCAAUUCCAAAACAAAACCAAAUUCGCCAAUGCUAUGAAUCGCAAAGAGAUCGUAUACCAACAACUCAGAUCAAUCUAUGGAUCAUCAAAACCAAAAGCUAGGGCAAAGAAUCACAGUACCUGGGCUCUUUUAUAGGAUCAAGGAGGACGAAGAUUAUGGGCGACUCCACCACACAGGAGAGAGAGAGAGAGAGAGACCUGCAAAUAUAGUAGUAGACACUAGACACAUGGUAAGAAUAAGAAAAAGGAGUACUACAAUGCAACCAACCCCUUUUAAAAAGAAAGAGGAGAAGCAAAAGGAGAAGAAGAAGAAGCCCCCAAGAGCACCCCACACCUUCCUCGCCCACCUCAAAUCCAUCCCCUCCCCAUCCGCCGCCGCAGACUCCCUCCUCCACCUCCUGGGCUCCUCCUCCUCCGCUACUACGAAACCCUACCUCGUCGACUACCCCGCCGUGUCCUCCGUCCUCCUCUCCCUCCUCGACGCCCUCCACCUCCGCCGCGGCCCUCCGCUCAGGGACUCCCUCUUCGCCUCCCUCAUCCAACACCUCGGCCGCGCCCGCCUCCCCGACGACGCCCUCCGCCUCUUCCUCUCCAUCCCCUCCUUCCCCUGCGCCGACAAGUCCCCCUCCACCCACACCCUCAACUCCCUCCUCCACGCCCUCGUCGACAACGCCCGCCUCCCCGAGGCCCGGGCCCUGCUCGCCCGCUCCUCCUCCCAACAGCUCGGCCUCCGCCCCAACGCCGUCUCCUACAACGCCAUCCUCAAGGGGUGCUGCUCCUGCGCUUCCCACGGCGCCCUGGCGCGCGCCCGAGAGGUGCUCGACGAAAUGGCCCGCAGAGGCGUCCGCCCCUCGGCCGCCACCUACAACACGCUCAUCAGGUUCGCGAUCCGGAGCAAGCAGUUGGACGCGGCGGUGCGGCUGAAGGAGGAGAUGGGGAGGAAGGGGGUGAGCCCCAACGCCGUCACCUACGCGAUCCUGAUGCGGGGGCUGUGCUCCGAGGGGCGAUUCGAGGCCGCGAAGAAGAUGAUGUUCGACAUGGAGUACCAGGGCUGCGCCGCGUCGGCGGUGAACUACGGGGUGCUGAUGAGCGACCGCGGCAGGAGAGGGGACGUGGCGGGGAUGACGGAGCUUCUCAGGGAGAUGAGGAGGAGGGGGAUGAAGCCAGACGCGGUGACCUACAGCAUCCUGAUCAAUUACAUGUGCGCGAAGGGGAGGGUCGGCGACGCCUACAAGGUGUUUGUGGAAAUGCAGAUGAAGGGGGCGUGCGAGCCGAGCGCGGCGAUGUACCGCAUGCUGGUGGACGGGUGCUGCAGGGCCGGGGAGUUUGAGAUGGGUUUAAGGAUUUCGACCGCAAUGUCGGCCACCAAGCACCGCCUACGCCCGGAGUCUCUCGAGCGGUUGAUAAGGGGACUCUGCCAAAUUGGUAAGGUCGACGACGCUUGCUUCGUUUUGGAGCAGAUGGAGAAGAUGAGCGUCGGUUUAGGCGCCGAGGGAUGGGCUGCUCUGAUAGUGGCCGUCGGCGGGAGAAAUUGCGAUGCGGUGCAGCUUCUGCAUGAGCUGCUUCUAUGAAUUUUUCGCGGCGCUUCAUGUAGGGGAGAGAACCAUGGUUGUUGUAUAUAGAUUCGAUUUAUUCGAAACUUCUCAAAUCAGGCGACUGGUCGCCUCUAUGAUCUGCAAUAUACGAGCUUUGCUUUGUUGCGGAAGU